UGUGGGAGUUUUUUGGGUGAGAUGACGUUAGUCUGCUUUCCCUGAAACAGCUGUAUCGAAGGACAGAUUGGACAUCACUUCUUUGUUUUCUUGAACGUGAUCAGCUCCUGUGGGGAUCCCCCACCUUAUUAAAGAGCUUCUGUUCUUCUAACACGCUGCUGCCUAUUUAAACUGUAAACAUGGUGUUAGCAGACCUGGGGAGGAAAAUAACAGCAGCACUGCGCUCUCUCAGCAAUGCCACCAUCAUCAACGAAGAGGUUUUAAAUGCUAUGCUCAAAGAGGUCUGUGCUGCCCUGCUAGAAGCUGAUGUAAAUAUCAAACUGGUGAAGCAGCUCAGAGAAAAUGUCAAGGCAGCCAUUGACCUCGAGGAAAUGGCCUCUGGGCUAAAUAAAAGGCGAAUGAUCCAGCACGCUGUUUUCAAGGAGCUUGUAAAGUUGGUGGACCCUGGUGUAAAAUCCUGGACACCCACAAAAGGAAAGAACAACAUCAUCAUGUUUGUUGGGCUUCAGGGUAGCGGAAAAACCACAACAUGUACUAAGUUGGCAUAUUAUUACCAAAGAAAAGGCUGGAAAACAUGUUUGAUCUGUGCUGACACUUUUAGAGCAGGUGCCUUUGAUCAGCUGAAGCAAAAUGCAACAAAAGCCAGAAUUCCUUUUUAUGGAAGUUACACAGAAAUGGAUCCAGUCAUAAUAGCUUCUGAAGGAGUCGAGAAAUUCAAGUCAGAAAACUUUGAAAUAAUAAUUGUUGACACUAGCGGUCGGCAUAAACAGGAAGACUCGCUGUUUGAAGAAAUGCUACAGGUUUCAAAUGCUGUGCAACCUGACAACAUCGUGUACGUGAUGGAUGCAUCCAUUGGUCAGGCUUGUGAGUCUCAGGCUAAGGCUUUCAAAGACAAAGUAGAUGUUGCAUCCGUCAUCGUAACUAAGCUGGACGGCCAUGCUAAAGGUGGUGGCGCUCUCAGUGCAGUUGCUGCCACAAAGAGUCCUAUUAUUUUCAUUGGCACAGGAGAGCACAUUGAUGAUUUUGAGCCCUUCAAAACUCAGCCCUUCAUAAGCAAACUGCUUGGCAUGGGAGACAUCGAGGGAUUGAUAGAUAAAGUGAAUGAACUUAAACUUGAUGAUAAUGAGGAGCUAAUUGACAAGCUUAAACAUGGUCAGUUUACACUCAGGGACAUGUAUGAACAGUUCCAGAACAUCAUGAAAAUGGGACCUUUUGGACAAAUUAUGGGUAUGAUCCCAGGCUUUGGAACAGACUUCAUGAGUAAAGGCAAUGAACAGGAGUCUAUGGCAAGAUUAAAGAAACUCAUGACCAUAAUGGACAGUAUGAAUGACCAAGAACUGGACAACAAAGAUGGUGCAAAGUUGUUCAGUAAGCAGCCGAACCGGGUACAGAGAGUGGCGCGGGGUGCAGGUGUAGCCACCAGAGACGUGCAGGAACUUCUUACACAAUACACAAAGUUUGCCCAGAUGGUCAAGAAAAUGGGUGGCAUUAAAGGCUUAUUUAAAGGAGGAGACAUGUCCAAGAACGUUAACCCAUCUCAAAUGGCCAAAUUGAACCAGCAGAUGGCAAAGAUGAUGGAUCCCAGAGUGCUGCACCACAUGGGCGGCAUGGCUGGUCUACAGUCAAUGAUGAGGCAGUUUCAGCAAGGAGCUGCUGGUAACAUGAAAGGAAUGAUGGGAUUCAACAACAUGUGAAUGCUUCAGCCUUAAAUAAAAGAUGGAAGUCAUUCUGAUGGAUUUUAGAGAAGCAGAAUCUAAGUGGAGCAAGAUUUUUUUUUUUUUUGCCUCAGAUAAUAGUCAUUUAUUAAACCAUGUAAAAUAUUCA
Molecule: messenger RNA, 1824 nt
Organism: Clarias gariepinus (North African catfish)
Lineage: Eukaryota; Metazoa; Chordata; Actinopteri; Siluriformes; Clariidae
Gene: srp54
Product: signal recognition particle 54
Exons: 17
Coding region: 180-1694 (504 amino acids)
Biological process (GO): SRP-dependent cotranslational protein targeting to membrane, translocation; SRP-dependent cotranslational protein targeting to membrane
Cellular component (GO): signal recognition particle, endoplasmic reticulum targeting; cytosol
Molecular function (GO): 7S RNA binding; GTPase activity; GTP binding
Source: RefSeq, a predicted model, not a curated record